UGAACAAGGCAAGUGAUGCUGUGCAGGGAACAUUUCUAAAGGCUUUUGUCUUGGUUAUAUCUCCUUUACGAUAACGAUUUGACUUUAAGAUGUUCCCAUCGUGCUGUUCUAAGCCCAAGAAUGGGUCUCAGUUGAAGAUGUCUUAUACCAAAGUGAUUUUUGGAGUGCUGGUGGUGUAUGUCCUCCAUACAUGCUGGGCCAUAUACGGCUUCAUACACACCAAACCCUGUGACAGCACCAGAGGUGACAGCUGCGUGACAUCUUAUCUCACUGCAAAGCCUCGACUGCAGCUCAGCCUCUAUUAUGCUCUGGACCCCAGUGAUGAGGCUGGACACAACCUUAUGUUCAAACUGGACAGAUUUGGCAUCAACUCCAAGUUUGAAAGAAAGGUGAGUUUUGCACUUCCUGAGAUGACACAUAAUAAUGGAACAGUCCAUGCUGUAGUGUUUGUACACAAGAGUGGAGUUUCACCUUGGAAAGACAGCCGAAAUGUGCGGCUUGUGACCCGUCUCACCUCUCAAAUGAUCCCACUUCAGUCUACUGGCACAACAUCUAAAGACACACAUGAGGCACCAGAGAAGCAGCAGAUUGUUUCUUACUGGAGAUCACGACUUAACUUGAACGUAAUGAAUGAGGACUUCACGUUUAGCAGUGCUGCAGUACCAAGCGACCUGCAGCGAUAUAUGAAAAUAGUUGAAGUUGGAAAAAAGGAAAAAAAGAAAUUGUAUCUGCCACUUCUCCUGAUCGAUGAUCUAAGAAGCCGACUGAAGGACUUAAUAGAGAUAAACAGCACCACAAAAGCUGUCCCGCUGACAAUAUCAUAUGAAACCAUAACCUUACGCAAAUUCAGAAUAUGGAUCCACAUACAAGCUGUCAUUUACUCACUCCAACAUUUUGGAUUUUCCGAGCAGAACCUUGAUGAAAUUAAAUCCAUGUUUAUUGAUAGCGGGCUGCAUGUCUUGGCUUUGUCUGUUCUCAUACCUGCAUUCCAUCUCUCAUUUGAAGUCUUUGCCUUCAAAAAUGACAUAAGAUUCUGGCGAGAAAAGAAGAGUUUUGCAGGCAUUUCUAAGAGAUCAGUGCUGUGGAGGUGUUUUAGCACCGUAGUAAUAUUCCUCCAUCUACUAGAAGAGCAAUCUGGCUGGCUCAUUCUACUGCCCAUUGGGGUUGCAGCUCUGAUUGAGUUGUGGAAGGUUAAUAAGGUCAUAGCACUUUGUCCUCAAUUUCAUGCAAAUGUUUUCUUGAAGGAUGAAAGAAUGGAUGAUUUUGAGCGAGCAACAGAAGAGUAUGACUCUAAGGCAAUGAAGUUCUUGUCAUAUCUGAUUUAUCCGUUGUGUAUCAGUGGGGCCGUAUACUCAUACUUAUAUCUCCAAAAUAAAAGUUGGUAUUCUUGGAUAACCAAUGGUCUUAUUAGUGGUGUUUAUGCGUUUGGAUUUUUGUCAAUGGUUCCUCAGCUGUUCAUCAAUUACAAGUUAAAAUCAGUAUCUCACCUACAGAUGUCCAUCUUAAUGUAUAAGGGCUUGAACACGUUUAUCAGUGAUGUAUUCAGUGGAGUAAUAACCACCCCUGGACCCCAUCAGCUAGCCUGCUUCAGGGAUGAUGUGGUCUUUCUCAUCUACCUCUAUCAGCGCAGGAUUUACCCUGUGAGCAAAUCCAGGUCUCACGAUUAUGGGGCAUCACACAGGAGGAAACCCAAAGUAAAGCCACAUGAGGACUGAGCGUCUACUCAGCAGAGUUCUCUGAGAGCUUGGCCUCUUCAUGCAUGCAAUACAGGAGAACCAUUAGGAAAUGAAAUGGGGCAUUGCAGUUGCCAAAUGUCCUCUCCUGUGUAUUCUUGUAAUCAGCCUGCUGACUGCUGUCUGUUGCAAAAAUUGACUGAGCUACACUUACAGUAAUUCCUCCUGGAACAACCCACAGCUGAAGAGAAUAGCAGAGCACAACUGCUUUACACUCGAACUUGUAUGUAGUAUUGACUCAGGCAGACCAGUGGAUCUCAGCUGGUGGGUUGCGACCCAAAAAUAGAUUGCAGGUCUGUUCUGAUGGGGUCGUGGACAGCAGGGGAAAUGAUUAUCAAAUGCAAGUAUUGAUAAAAUUGUGCAUCAUUAGGAUAUCAAAAUAAAUAGGCUUAUCACCUUUAAAAGGAGCUAGUGGAGAAGAUGCUUCUUUUGUUGAUGAUGUCAAAGGUCAUGCGUCAAAUCAAUCUCUGUGGUAUUUGGGUACAUAUACAUAAGUCACUAGGUAGAAAUUUGCCAAAUUAAGCAUGGAACCAUUUAAAAGAGAUUUAAGAGACAUUCAGUAUCAUGUUAAUUUGAAUAUAUAAAGAAUGUUGGCCCUAUGCAGUUCAAGGUAACAUUAAUACAUUUUAAUGUUUGAUUUUAUGGACUUUUUUGUUUUCUUAACCCUUUUAGCUUUAGUUUUAGUGGCAUACCCAAAAAUAAAGUCUUACAACUCCUAAAAAAAAAAAAAACAACAACAAAAAAUUUAAAAAACAAGGAAGGUCAAGUGUUUAUCAUUUUAAAGAAAAAUGUUCACUUAUUUUUAAUGAUAUAGUUUAAGU
Messenger RNA from Xyrauchen texanus (razorback sucker), 2554 nucleotides. Its product is annotated as lipid scramblase CLPTM1L-like. Gene Ontology annotation, cellular component: endomembrane system; membrane. The coding region runs from base 90 to 1715 and encodes 541 amino acids. The record is from RefSeq and is a predicted model, not a curated record. NCBI's taxonomy places the organism in Eukaryota, Metazoa, Chordata, Actinopteri, Cypriniformes, Catostomidae. The transcript has 17 exons.